This is a messenger RNA of Bathycoccus prasinos, 954 nucleotides long. RefSeq lists its product with no specific name. The record is from RefSeq and is a predicted model, not a curated record. The transcript has a single exon. Gene Ontology annotation, molecular function: oxidoreductase activity; demethylase activity. Bases 1 to 954 code for a protein of 317 amino acids. Lineage: Eukaryota; Viridiplantae; Chlorophyta; Mamiellophyceae; Mamiellales; Bathycoccaceae. Gene Ontology annotation, biological process: oxidative demethylation.
AUGCACCACGUGGUGCGCUUGCAAGAACACGUGAACGAGUGUUUAGACGAACGCGCAAAGCGAGAAGAAAAGGAAGAAAAAGAAGAACGAGAACACUCCGUAAUAACAGAUGCAGAGAAGACUGAGACUUUGGCGAGCAAAAACUGCCGGAAAAGGAAGGCUUUUGAGGAGAAGGAGGAAAUGCCUUCAAUACCUAUUCCUACUAUUCCUAAUGCUAAGAAUAACGACGCGUUCUUGAAAAUCAAGCGAGGCUCGAUUGAAAUGUCCAAAAUCUCGUCGCCGUCGCACAUAUCUGGGCACAAAGUGAUUGAGAAUUUCAUAACCGAGGAAGAAGAGACAGAGUUAUUGCGAGCGGUGUACGACAUGUCGGAGCAGACGUGGAACGAUCGAAACGCGAGCGGGAACGGACGGCACAACGGGAAGUCUUGGGGGGUGAACGCGGACAGGGCACGGAGGAAAGUGUUCAAAGCGAAGAGGGAAAUGCCGGAGGCGUUUCAGAGGAUUGUUUUGGAGAAGUUACGCGCGAAUGAGUACGGGUACAAAGGUUUGCGAGAAUUCGGGUUCGCGUGCAACGAGUGCAACGCGAUUGAAUAUGUGCGAGAGAAAGGACACGAGUUGAGACCGCACGUGGACGAUCGGAUUUUAUCGAGCGAUAUUAUCAUCAAUUUAAGCAUGGUAGGAACGUGCAUAAUGCGAUACAGAAUGAAUAAGAAUCAAGGGAUUGAGAUUGCAAAGAAGUUACCGAGGUUUUCGUUACAGAUCCAAGGCGGACGAUGUAGAUUCGAAUGGGAACACGGCAUUCGGAACGAGGAUUUAAUCGACGGGAAGCGAGUUUCAUUGACGUUCAGGUGUAGCGGGAGAGGAAAUGGGAAGGACGGCGUGUAUAAAGACGUGGUGUUUGAAGAGCCACCGAGAGGAUACGUGAAUGAUUUAGAAGGCAGAGAUAGACGAUAG